This is a messenger RNA of Lotus japonicus, 1207 nucleotides long. RefSeq names its product rhodanese-like domain-containing protein 11, chloroplastic. The record is from RefSeq and is a predicted model, not a curated record. The coding region runs from base 106 to 969 and encodes 287 amino acids. Lineage: Eukaryota; Viridiplantae; Streptophyta; Magnoliopsida; Fabales; Fabaceae. The transcript is spliced from 10 exons.
ACUUAGCCGUUUGAGAUUGCAUGAUGGGGAGAUUGGGUAGAGUGAGUGCAGAGGAUAGGAAUCGGAAGAAUCCGACUUUGUUUCUGCAUUCUGAGCUCUGCAGUGAUGGAAACACUAUCCUUUCCCAUAAACACUCUUAUCAAUUCCAAAGCUAACUACAUUUCUCUGACUGCUUCUACUAAUUAUGCCUCACUCUCUUCCUUACAACUCUCUCCUUCUUCCACAUCCACACCCCUAUGUUGGAAGGGUGUUGUUCGAGUUCAAGCUGAGAGUGAGGAUUUUGAAUUGAAGCAAAUGAGGGACAUGGCUGCUGCCAGAAAGAGAUGGGAAGCUCUGAUCAGGGAUGGAAAAGUUAAAGUUCUUACCCCAAGGGAAGCUGGGUAUGCAGUUCAACUUUCUAACAAGCCCCUUCUUGAUGUUCGCCCCUCAAAUGAACACUACAAGGCAUGGGUGAGAGGUUCAACUUGGAUUCCAAUAUUUGAUGUUGAUCAUACACUAGAUGCUGGAACCAUUCCCAGAAAAAUCACAAAUUUCGUUAUGGGAGGUUGGUGGAGUGGCAUGCCUACACUGUCUUACGAAAGCCAGUUCUUGGCCAAAGUUGAGGAGAAGUUUCCCAAAGAUACAGAAUUAAUUGUUGCAUGCCAGAAGGGACUGAGAUCACUAGCUGCCUGUGAACUACUGUAUAAUGCUGGCUACAAAAAUCUGUUCUGGGUUCAAGGAGGCUUAGAGGCUGCUGAAGAUGAGGAUCUCGUUGUAGAGGGUCCAGUGCCUCUUAAGUUUGCUGGAAUUGGUGGCGUUUCUGAGUUUCUUGGUUGGACUGAUCAACAAAGAGCUGCUGCAGCCAAGGAAGGUUGGGGAUAUAGAUUAGUGUUUUCCGCACGCCUGCUUGGAAUCUUACUUGCCGCCGAUGCAUUAUUUAUCGGUGCUCAGCAAAUCGGGCACUAUCUUCAGGAGAUUAGGACCCAUUGAGGUACUAUGGCUGCCUUGAAGUAAUUGAUUAAUCCUCCUGGAUACAAUGUUCCUUGUUCUGGAUGAUCACAUAGUGAAAAGUGGCUAAAGAACUCAAUUUUGACUCUUGGCUGAUGCAUACGGCCCAUCCUUUACUCAAUGUGAUUUACCAGCAAUGCUUUUUUAGAUUUAUUUGUCACAUUUGUCUCCUCUUAGUGCAUGUUUGAGAAUCCUUCUAAAAUCGAUUCUAAAGCUAAAA